AAAAAAAAGCCAACAGUGGCCACAACAAGAGCAGAAAAGUGUGAGAAUGAGAUUAAAUUGAUUAGCACAUUUGACAAAGUGAUCCUCCUUGGUUGGCCACUAACACUCUCUCUCUCUCUCUCCUCUUCUCUUUGUUGCUACAACCUUUUGUUUUCAUUCAUUCUUUCCCACUACUGCCAUCUCCUUCUGCUUCUUCUUCAUCUGCACCACCUUUUCUUUGCUCUGAUGCAAUGCUAGCUGCAAGCAGGUAGCUAGAAGUAUAGAUGGGGAGAGAUGGAGAAGCAGCAGCCUGACCAAGAGACACCAUCUCUCCUCCCCACCAACAGCAUUAAGGAAGAGAGUCUAAGGAAACCUCCAACUGUUGCCUCUGGUGGUGGUGGUGAUAGGUUGAAAAGAGACGAAUGGAGUGAGGGUGCAGUCUCCAGCCUUCUUGAUGCCUACGAAUCCAAAUGGGUGCGUCGAAAUCGAGCCAAGCUCAAAGGGCAGGACUGGGAGGACGUUGCCCGCCAUGUCUCCUCUCGGGUCAACUCAACCAAGACCCCCAAGACGCAGACACAGUGCAAGAACAAGAUCGAGUCCAUGAAGAAGAGGUACCGCUCCGAGUCGGCCACAGCUGAUGCCUCCUCAUGGCCUCUCUUCCAGCGUCUCGAUCUCUUGCUCCGUGGCAAGACCCAUCCUCCUCCUCAGUCUCUUAUGGUGCUUGAUCAACCGCCACCGCCACCACCACCACCACCACCUCCUCCUCCUCGUGGAGUUCAGCAGCAAGGCUUACAUGAAUCCAAUGGGGUUGAACAGGAGGCCAAGGAAGAAGGCAAUGGACCCAGCUUGUUAAACCAUGAAUCAGAUAAGAGUCCAAUGGAGAUGGACAGUAGCACGCCAGUCUCUGAUGACCGUGAGAAGCAGAAGUUGAUGUCAAGGAAAAUGAAGAUGAAGCUGAAGAAGAAGAAGAAGACACGGAGAAGGGAUGAAUGGGAGGUGGCAGAGAGUGUUCGGUGGCUAGCUGAAGUGGUGGUGAGGUCGGAGCAAGCAAGGAUGGAUACAAUGAGAGAGCUAGAGAGGAUGCGAGUUGAAGUAGAGGCCAAGAAAGGAGAGAUGGAUCUCAAGCGAACAGAAAUCAUUGCCAGCACACAGUUGCAGAUUGCUAAGCUCCUUGCAGGCAGUGGGAAAGGCAUUGAUUCUUCACCGAGGAUUGGAAGAAGUUGAUGAUCAGUGAAUUGAAUGUGUCAUCUCUGUAUAGUUUCAAGAGAAAUGACUCCUUUGGGAGCUAUAUAUAUAUAUAAUAAGAACACUGCUACUCUUAAUUGCCAUGAAAUCAAAAGAUGAUUUGCCUUGCUUGAUUUCAUCAAC
Messenger RNA from Nelumbo nucifera (sacred lotus), 1347 nucleotides. Its product is annotated as sequence-specific DNA binding transcription factor. The record is from RefSeq and is a predicted model, not a curated record. Lineage: Eukaryota; Viridiplantae; Streptophyta; Magnoliopsida; Proteales; Nelumbonaceae.